Molecule: messenger RNA, 2955 nt
Organism: Priapulus caudatus
Lineage: Eukaryota; Metazoa; Priapulida; Priapulimorpha; Priapulimorphida; Priapulidae
Product: endophilin-A-like
Exons: 10
Coding region: 128-1348 (406 amino acids)
Biological process (GO): synaptic vesicle uncoating
Cellular component (GO): cytoplasm; presynapse; glutamatergic synapse
Molecular function (GO): protein binding
Source: RefSeq, a predicted model, not a curated record
AUCGCAAAACGAAAUUAUUUAUAUAUGCAUUUACGAUUGAUCACUGACGCGUUUACGCGUAGUGCUUUCAAUAGUGUUCUGUUAAUAAUCAGCUCUCCUGAUUAAGUCGGUUUGAAACUCUACAAAGAUGUCGUUAGCAGGAUUAAAAAAACAGAUAAACAAGGCCAAUCAGUAUAUGAGUGAAAAGAUUGGUGGGGCUGAAGCUACAAAAUUAGAUGAAGAUUUUUUGGAAUUAGAAAAGAAAACUGAUGUCACAAAUGAGCUUGUUGAGGAGCUGCAAAUCAAAACCAAGGAGUACUUGCAGCCAAACCCAGCUUCAAGAGCUAAGAUGUCGGCUAUGAGCUCCUUCUCAAAGAUCAGAGGAUCUUCUAAGUACAUGCCGUAUCCUCAGCCUGAAGGCACGCUGGGAGAUGCAAUGAUAAAGUAUGGCAAAGAUCUCGGUGACGACUCUUCCUUUGGUCAGGCAUUAUGUGAGAUGGGAGAAGCCAUGAAACAGCUGGCUGACAUUAAGUAUGCACUCGAGGACAACGUGAAACAGAAUUUUCUGGAACCACUUCAUUCAUUACAAAACAAGGAACUGAAAGAAGUCAUGCAUCACAGAAAGAAGCUAGAAGGACGCCGGUUAGAUUAUGACUGCAAGAAAAGGAAGAAGAGGGGAGGCUCCCACAUGACAGAUGACGAGAUGCGUGUGGCAGGGGAGAAGUUUGAGGAAUCCUGGAAUCUGUCUGAGGCAGCCAUGAUGAAUCUCCUGGACAGUGAGGUGGAACAGAUAGUUCAAGUGACUGCUCUAGCAGAAGCACAAAGGGAGUAUUUCAAGCAGUCAUUGGACGUCAUUGAAGUCUUAGUUGGUGUGCUGGAAGAGAAGAAGAGAGAGGCAGAGAACAAGCCGAGGCAGGAGCCCUCUGUGCAUGUAGUGCCCAGAGCCUCGAGCAACCUGUCGAUCAACAAGACCGAGACCUACGAUGAUAAAGAUAAGGCCACCAUUUUGAAUAAUACUGACAAGAGCAACCGGUCGAAGAGCCCUCACCUGCUGUUCAAUGACAACGCCUGGCCGGGAGAUGACAGCUUUAAUUCCGCUAAUACUCAGUCAGCUUGGCCGACUGAAUCAAGCCCCCACAUUCCAGUGUCAGCCUCACCGAAGCCUGCGCAGCCCUGCUGCGAGGCGCUGUACGACUUUGAUGCGGAGAACGAGGGUGAGUUGCAAUUCAAAGAAGGCGAAAUCAUCUACCUAAUCGAGCGUAUUGACGAGAACUGGUUCGAGGGAACGAUGGCAGGUCGCACCGGCUUCUUCCCUGUCACCUACGUUCGCGUCAUCGUCGACCUACCAAACUCCACCAGCUUGCUAUAAGCCACCUGGAGGCACCGUCGUCGUGGAAACAACCUGCAACCCUUAAGUGGUAGGUCGGUCGGUCAUAAUGUCGGCAGGGUGUUGACGAAUCACCGUUUUGGUUGGGGUUUUUGCGUGCUUGUAGGCUUAGGUAAACGAUGGAGCGAGAAAAUGCCAUGAGCAGUUACAUCCUCGGAUGUGUGAAGAUGCUGAUAUCAAGUUUAAUCAUAGUAUCAGCACUGGAAAAUCAUUAUGAUAGCCUUCAUAGCAUAGCAUCAUAGAGUGCUUUGCUUACAUGACGUUACACCUAUUUAGUGCAUUAUUUCUACUUGCUAUUAGUUCAAGGGUGUGGUGUGAUUAGGGAAAACACAGCUUGAGAAAAAACUAAUGUAUGAAUUAAUAAGCUAAAAAGCUGAUGUGCACAAAGUCGGAUCAACCCUCUAUCUCCUUUAAUUAUAUGUACACGUAUUAAUCAUUCCCAGUGUGUUGAGAUACUCUUAUUAUGCAAUUAUCCAUUCCUAGUCUAUAAUUCCACUUUGCUGAUUAGACCUGAAAUGGAAACAUUGUGUCUAGCAGUAUAAUUAGCUUGCUAAACUAUGGCUGUUUAUUCUAAUGCAAUAUUUAACAAUCUAGAAAUUUAGUAUACUCUGUAGUAAAAUUACCAAGGUAAAUGACAUUCUCUAAUGAAUUGUUGUCAACCUAUUUAAUACUAGGUAGUGCGUGUAUUUUUCAAAAAUAAUUGACCCUAGAUCUGGAUUAUUCAAAGAACUGACACGUCAUAGAGUGCUUCAUUUCCAAAUGCAUUCAUCAAAGAUCUGGAUUAUGUACAGAAUUAAUGUGCCAUUAUCGUCACCCUCAGUUACCCGAUUUAGUUAGAAGGUUAAAUGUGGUCUAAUACAAGAUACUAUAACGGAUAAAAAAUUAUUAUACUGAAUGGAAAAAAAUGCUUGUAGCAACCUGGAUGUGUAAUUGGGUUUAGAAUCUGGUUGACAAGUCAGGCUUGUAAAGGAAAUAAAUACUCUUAAAGUAGGCGGCACAUGUGUAGAAAUUCUGUAAGUGAUGGAAUUAAUUGACAUUCCGAACACGCAAUAUUACACUGAUUUAUAAACGCCAUCAUACUAUCCAAUAACUAUUACAAUCUGUAGCAUAUUACAACAUGUAGAUAAAUAUGUAAUAUUCCUAUAUUUGUUUGCAAUAACAUGUUAUAUGAGUUAUGAGCACUAUACAAAGGCCAGUUUGCUAUUAUGGUGGCUAUCGUCUGUGGUAGGUGGUUAAUCUUUCAGCCAUCUGUGACUGACUUUACGUAUAAGACUGCUAACUGAGUAAUUUGUAUAUCGCAGUUCACUCCCUAGGUUAGAUACACACCAGAUCUACGAGUCCAGUACCAUUCUAUUGCUAGUCAUACUAUGAGUUACGCAACUUACCGGAUGUAUGUGCAUUAGGAUUUGCAAUAAUCUGGGGUUGGCAUGUUUUUGUAGAAGUAGGUAAGUAGAAUUAUAUAAGCAGUUAUUGAUUGCUCCAUCAGCGUUAGCACUGUGCCAAGGUUUGUGAAGAAUUUCUUACAAUCUUCUCAAGGCUUUAAAGUACAUGUAGUACUUAUCCUAUUGGCAUGGUUGCUUCCAGUUACC